AUGACCGCUAGACCGCUUCCUCCGUUCCUGCCAGAUGGCGCAGACUCCUUCCGAGCCCACGCCCCCGAGCAUCUCGACGACUGGUUCGAGUACUUCAAAAGUGUCUACACCUACGCCGAGGAAGCCCAGAACCGUAUCUCUCACCUCGAGGACCAGCUCCAAGCCGACCAAGAGAAAAUCCAGGAUCGAGAGCAUACCCUCCAGCGGAUCGCUAAAGAGCGCGACGCUGUACAAAUCCAACUCGAAUAUGUUGAGCAACAGACCAAGAGAACCUUGAAAGAGAAAGAUGACGCCCUCUUUGAAGCCCGCCUGGCCGAACGGCGUGCCCUCGACGCCACCCGACCUACCGUACCUACUAUCCCGACUCCUAUGGGAACGACUCCUCCGCCUUCUUCCCGAUCUACCGAAUCAACCAGUCUUACCGAACGAUUACCCGACCCUGACAAGUUUGAGGGCGAACGGAGCGACCUACGCCGUUUCGUCUCCCAGAUACACUCAAAACUAAAAGCUAACCACGACCGAUUCCCGACACGCCUCGCCCGAAUGUCCUAUGUAACUGGCCGUCUUAAGGGACGCGCCUAUGCACAAGUCCUACCGCACAUUAAAGCUGGUGAAUGCCAACUCCCCGACUACCAGGAUAUUAUCGAUCUACUAGAACGCGCUUUUGGAGACCCGAACCGGAUCAAUAAUGCCCGCGCCGAAUUAUUCCGCCUUCGCCAGACUCACAAGGAUUUCAGCACCUUCUUCGCCGAGUUCCAACGCCUCGCGCUGGAAGGAGAAAUGUCAGAAGAGGCCCUCCCUACCCUCCACCUUCCUACAAGAAUUGGAAAACCGACGACGCCGCUUCGCAGCGGAGCCACAGCCUGCGUCACGAAAGACGAAUAUGCCGCUGAAGGAGUACCCCCAGACACUCCGAAAGAAGUCCCCAUCGCCUCGUAG
This is a messenger RNA of Fusarium poae, 939 nucleotides long. RefSeq lists its product as uncharacterized. The record is from RefSeq and is a predicted model, not a curated record. The transcript has 3 exons. Lineage: Eukaryota; Fungi; Ascomycota; Sordariomycetes; Hypocreales; Nectriaceae. The coding region runs from base 1 to 939 and encodes 312 amino acids.